Molecule: messenger RNA, 1366 nt
Organism: Maniola jurtina (meadow brown)
Lineage: Eukaryota; Metazoa; Arthropoda; Insecta; Lepidoptera; Nymphalidae
Product: dynein regulatory complex protein 9-like
Exons: 9
Coding region: 86-1291 (401 amino acids)
Biological process (GO): cilium organization
Cellular component (GO): cytoplasm; motile cilium
Molecular function (GO): protein binding
Source: RefSeq, a predicted model, not a curated record
UUGAACUAGUGACUGGAAAAUAUUUUAUCACGAGGCUUGAUCAUGUGUUUACCAAUUUUAUUCUGUGAUUUUGUUUAAUUUUAAUAUGCCGCACUUACAACUUGUAAGCCAAGUAAAAAAAGACUGGGGAACAGGUUCCGUGUAUGGAGAAGUACAAAGUGAACAAAAACUGGACACUUUAGAAUCAAAUCGCGACACAAUCACAAAUAUUUCUACACGACUACUAGAGCAAGAAGAUGUUUUAGAAGACGUUGAAUCUGUAGAGAGUUACAAAAUACCAUUUCUACAAGCUUCGUUAUUUGCAACGGUAUUAGAAGAUACUAUCGUAGAAAUUCGCAUUUUGGCUGAAUGUAAUAAUGAAUUGCGCGUAAUCAAGACAUUGACUGACAUGGGUUUGCUUUUGGCGCUAAAAUAUGGUGUGCCACAGCCUGAAUUGAAAGAUGAACUAGAUGAAAUCGAUCAUAAUAAGCUCCAUUGUAACGAGUACAAAUUAAAUAAACUUCAUAGUGAUAGAAAAUGGCCAUUGCUAACACUAACGGCUACAUAUGUAUGUCUUGUAAGAAGCAACGCUUUUGAAGCAUUAAAAAAUUCCGUUGACAAAGUUGUGAAUUGGGAUAAAUACCGCAUUGAGCUUUUUGAAGAUGAAUCUAAGAAUAGAGUAAUCCGUCGGGAACUAAACAAACAAUUGAGGCAACAGCGAAAUCAUAUCAAAUCUGUUAUUUAUGAUACUGACACCACAAUUGAUGACCUCAAGGCAAAAGUUGAAGAUGCUAGCCUCAAUGCAGAAAUUCGUAGCCGGUACGUUGAAAAUUGGCAACUUGCACGCACCGAGCAACACUUGAAGAAAAUUCAAGAUGUUGAAGCAACGCCAACGAGCGUGAUUGAUUAUUAUAAACAAAGAGCCUUUAGCGAACAAAGAGUUCAUACUGAAGUGGAAUUAUUAUGCACUAUAGCUAUCAAUGAAACUCUAGAAAAAAUAGAGCAGUGGAUGGACAAAUAUGAUAAGGAUAUGGAAGAAUUAGAUUUAAAAAUACAAAUUAAGAAAAAUGACUAUCAAAAUAUGCUGGAUAAACGAAUAUACUUAGAAGAAACGAUAGAGAAACACGAUCUUGCAAUGAAGGCAUGGAUAUAUUUCAAAGAUGAACGUGAAAAGGCACGUUUAUAUGUACAGAAAAUGACGAACUCUGCAAUCACUAUUCAAGCUUGGUGGCGGGGUCUAUUAGUACGCAAACAACUUGGUCCGUACAAAGUGGCUAAGAGGAAGGGCGAGGACAAAAAGAAGAAAAAGUAGUAGAGAACUAGAUGUUUUAUAGACUAAUUAUAUUGUUAAUGUACACGUAAAAAUAAAUGUUUGAUAUUGUUAUUA